Messenger RNA from Staurois parvus, 287 nucleotides. Lineage: Eukaryota; Metazoa; Chordata; Amphibia; Anura; Ranidae. The record is from the annotation of a GenBank genome assembly.
AUUGUCAUUGAAACUGUGACAGCAGUGAAAUCUGAAAAUUGGUCUGGGCAGGAAUGUGUCCUGUAUUGAAGAGGGGUAUGGGCAGGGGCGGACUGACAACUCAUGGGGCCCCCGGGCAAUAGGGGAUCAUGGGGCCCCUGUGUCCUUGCCCAAACUCAAAAAAGCCUAUGAAAAAGGUACCAGGGGCAUCUCAUGGGGGCCCCCCCCUACUGACCCCGGGCCCUCGGGAAGUGCCCGAGUUUCCAAAUGGUCAGUCCACCCUUGGGUAUAGGAAAAGGAGGUGUGUG